This is a messenger RNA of Vollenhovia emeryi, 3532 nucleotides long. Its product is annotated as ATP-binding cassette sub-family G member 1. Lineage: Eukaryota; Metazoa; Arthropoda; Insecta; Hymenoptera; Formicidae. The record is from RefSeq and is a predicted model, not a curated record. The transcript is spliced from 12 exons. Bases 776 to 2677 code for a protein of 633 amino acids. Gene Ontology annotation, molecular function: ABC-type transporter activity; ATP binding; ATP hydrolysis activity. Gene Ontology annotation, cellular component: plasma membrane.
ACAAUAAGCAACGAUCUUACCCUGCGGGAAAUAAUUCUACAAAAUUCUACAAAAAAAUAUAUUAAAAUUAAAAAUUGGUGUUAAUUAGAACAGUAAAAGAUUAGUACGGGCAAUGUGAGCCGUCACCUGAACGAAGGCAAUAAAUUAUGUAUCGAGCGAGCCACGAUGCACGGAUAUCCGCCGCGGCUCGGCGGCGUGAAAGCGAGACACCACUGACAUUCAGUUGCCCAGAGUUCUCGUGCUGCUCGUGCACGAGAGGCAGUCGUCUGCGAGCUUUCGGCUAUGACGGUCACGUUGCUACCCCAGCAGCCGACAGCACGAACGGGACACCUCUAUUCGGCCGGUGCGCUGCCCGCUCCGGUUUUAAAGCGUAGCCAGGCACGUGAAGGGCGGCCGGGACGAUUCGAACGAGUCGAGCGAUCGAACUCCACUGGCGCGAGGCUUAAAAACGCCGGAGGUUGCGGCCGAACUAUUUUCCAGAUACCGUUAGAACGCUCGUCCGUUGUGCAAUUUCUAGCGAAAUCGUUGUGAUUGAACUAAUAAGUUAUGCGAGAGCGAGUCACCGCGUGAACAGCGAACAACGAACAACGUUACAUUUUUAUCAGUGAAUCAGAAGAGGAUCGAAAGAGAGUGCAGUGAACGCGAACGCAGUGUGCGCGCUGAAACGCGACCGAAUGGUACCCGAGAUACUGUGACGUUUCUUCUUCAUUUUUUUUUCGUCGUAUGUACGCGAGCGAGCUUGCGUCUCGAAUUAUCAUUGUUGUCCGUAUUCGCCAUGACCAACCCGACGCACUGUUCGCCGUCGCGAUCGUCUCUGAAUUGCUGCCAGUUCGACCGUAACAGCCAGGACGACAUGCGAAGCUCGGCUAUCAUAGGCAACAACAAUUAUUUCCUGCAACAGAAGAUCCGCUCCUUCCCGCAGAGGCCUCAUAUCGACCUGUCGUUCCAUGACAUACGCUAUCACGUCAAAGAAUGGAGCAUACGCAACUUCUCUAUCAAUCAGAAAGAAAUUCUGCACGGUGUCAGUGGCGAAUUCAAGUCCGGCGAAUUGGUGGCUAUAAUGGGGCCGUCCGGAGCCGGGAAAUCGACACUGCUCAACGCUCUCGCCGGUUUCACGGUGAAGGGCGUGAGCGGAGAAGUUCGGGUCAACGGUAAGAUCCGAGUACCGCAGAGCGAACGAUGGAAAAGGACCUCGUGUUACAUACAGCAGGACUCAAUUCUCAGAAUGUACCUCACCGUGGGAGAGGCAAUGACCUUGGCCGCUCAUUUGAAGCUCGGUUAUACAAUCAGCUCCGCUUACAAGCAUGCUCAGGUAUUGGAGCUGUUGGAGAUGCUAGGGCUGACCCACUGCUAUGACACGUUGUGCGGAAAGUUGUCGGGGGGGCAGAGGAAGCGACUCGACAUCGCCUUGGAACUCCUAACUAAUCCAUCAGUAUUAUUUCUCGAUGAACCAACGACUGGCCUGGAUUCCUCCUCGUGCAGUCAGUGCGUCGCGCUACUGAAACGAUUGGCGGAAUUAGAAAGGCGUACGGUAAUCUGUACGAUUCAUCAGCCGAGCGCCCUGCUCUUGGAGAUGUUUGACUCCCUAUACGUGGUGGCUGACGGUUACUGCAUAUACAGAGGGCCGAUUAGCUCGUUGUUACCGCACCUGGCCUCCAUCGGCGCCCAUUGUCCGCCUUAUCACAAUCCGGCGGAUUUCGUUCUCGAGGUGGCGGUUGGUGAGUACGAGAUUGCGCUUGACAAGCUAGUGGCAGCGGUGGAAACGAUGCCGAAUGAUCAGAAAACAACUGUCGGUCUUACCACGGGAUUGCAUGACGAAACGGACAGAAUCAAUGAACCGCCACCACCCGCCGGUUUCUUGACGCAGUGCUAUCUUCUUUACAAGAGGCAGCUACUAAGCAUGAAAAGAGACUACUCGUUAUUGAUGGCGCGAUUGCUCUGUCACUUACUAAUCGGCAUAAUCUUUGGGUACUUGUACAUGGGAAGCGGCUAUCGAGCCAAUGUCUUAGCGAAUUACGUCUACCUGUACGGAUCGUUAUUGCUCCUCGUGUAUACCGGAAAGAUGGCCGUUACUCUUGCCUUCCCAUUGGAGAUGCGGAUUCUCAUGAGGGAGCAUUUCAAUCGCUGGUACCGGCUGGCGCCGUAUUAUAUCAGCAUAUUGUUGAUAGAGAUACCAUUGCAAGCGGCGUGUGCGGCAUUGUAUCUGGUAAUAAGCUACUGGUUGACCGGACAGCCCAUAGAAACGAACCGUAUAAUAUUCUUCCUGGUACUCAGCAUAGCUGCCAGUCUGACGGCGCAAGCCUGGGGUUUCUUCAUCGGCGUUACUACGCCGAUCAAGCUCGCAGUCUUCAUCGGUCCGAUACUCGCGGUGCUGUUCUCCAUCUUCGGCUUCUGCCUAAAAUACGUAGACACGCCGCAUGCGUUCCGUUGGAUGUUCUAUGUAUCAUACUUCCGAGCGGGUUUCCACAGUCUGGUGUACACCAUGUAUGGAUCCAACAGAAUGGACUUGCUAUGCGAUGAGUUUUAUUGUCACUACAAGAAGCCCAGCACGUUUCUCAUCGAAUUAGACAUCACCAAUAUAAACGUGGUCAACAAUCUGAUACUCAUCCUCGGUAUCGGAGUGCUGAUGCAUCUUCUAACGGCCAGCGCGCUUUGGUGCAAGCUCAACAGAAGAUGAACCAAACACGAUUUUGUCAAAUAGAGUUUUUGUAGUGCACACGUUCCCUUUGAGAAACGACAUAAGAAUUCUAAUAUGCAUUUCCCAUGAGAAAUGUGAAGAUACAAAGAAAUUCCACGGGAGCGAUUCCAUCGGAAAUUCUAAGGUCAAAAGAGCAUAAUUAGCAAAGUUAUUAUUUCUUUAGUCCUUGGUCUCACUAGAUACGAGAUGUUCCAUGACAUUUCGGGGAUGUUCUUUUCUAUUCGAAGAUUGUGAGAAGAUUGAGAGAAGACUAGCUGCCAUUAUUGAAUUUUCCAUACCUUUUAAACCAGCAAGGGUUUCUUAAAGUACUGUAUUUAGCGAAAUAAAGUACUAGUCGGAGUUAUUUUGUAUUAAUCAUGACAAGACGCUAUAAUCGUGAACAACUUUGUUCGCAAAAGGCGGUGAUAUUCAAAGAUUUAAUGACAAGAUUUCUAUAAAGUAUCUAUUUGUAUAUAAGCCUGAGUGAUAACUAAAGAACAGAGAGAGAGAGAGAUAUAUAUAUAUAUAUAUACACACACACAUACAUACACACUGUGUAUGUAUAUGCAUAUACAUGAUACAGCGUGCAUUUGAGCACCGCUAAUAUAGCUUGUAAUUAUAUUUAAAGCUCUAAAAAUGCACUAAACAAUACAAUAUUGUAGUUUACACUUUAGUAUUUUAUUUAAAUCGUUCUUAAUAUUAUCUAUGGAUAUGUGGUUUUGUUAACUAAAUAUUUGGCACUCUCUAUUUGCACAUAAUAUCUUACCAUAAGAAACACAAUCUUCUUUCUGAAAUAAUAAUGUAAGGAAAGUAUUUUAUUGAAAAAUAAGAGAAUAAAAAUUAAUGAUCGUCGAA